This is a messenger RNA of Chara braunii, 2998 nucleotides long. NCBI's taxonomy places the organism in Eukaryota, Viridiplantae, Streptophyta, Charophyceae, Charales, Characeae. The record is from the annotation of a GenBank genome assembly.
CCGCUGCUGCUGCUGCUGUUGUUGCUGCAGCGGCAAGUGGUGGUGCAGGGACUUCUGGAACUGUUGCAGCCUCGGGCCCGGACCCAGCAAUGGCUGGGCCAGGCGGCAGCUUUGCUUACAUCGACAGGAAGGCGGCGCAGAUUCCGUCCAAGUAUGACGGAAAGGACGACGUCGAGUCUUGGAUCAGCUCCAUGCGGUCCUACUUUGAUGUAUUGGGGACACCCCUGUCCACUCAGUCGUCUAUCCUGGGGACCAAUGUGGAGCCCGUCGUGCGGGGUUUCCUAGAAACCCAGGCUAUCCAAUCAGGCUAUAAGAGAAUAGACCUGAACAAGUGGCUGAAGGCUACGCCUACUACCACACUUGAGGAUCUCUUGAUCAAACAAUAUGCUGAUCCACAUGCUGCAGCUAAAGCAAGACUUAAGCUUGACAAGCUCAAGCUCAGCAAGUGGACCGGCACCAUGCACAGUCUGCAGCAGUACGUCAGUAAACUCUUUGCUACUCUGGAUCUGGAGAUGACUGCGCAGUCUUGCUUGGAUGUGAUAAAAGGUACGGUCCCCUCUACUUUGAAAGAUCGCCUAGGGCUCGGGCUCAACGGAUAUACAGAUUGGCUUACCCUCAUGCGGGACUUAGUCAAGCUGGAGGCACAGGACCUCCCGGGUGGAUCAAGUGGCAAAAAGGCCACUGGCGGCAAAUGGUUUCCAGGCAGCAAACGUUUUGCAGCACAUGAUCUGCUUGAGGCUGACGAGGAGACCCUCGUAGAAGAAUCUUCUCUUGAUGACGAUCAAGAGCAAGACUGCGGGGCAUCUUGCGCUUUGUCAGCCCAUGAGUCUGAGUAUGUGAAUGACGAUGAAUCCAUGAAUGCCUUUAAGAAGACUGCCUUUAAGAGUAAGGGACCGAGGACCACGAUGAAGAAUAACACUAACACUAUCCUUCUUCCCAAGGGAGCAAAGAUUCCACCAAAACCGGAAGAUCCUGCCACAAAACCAUGGGUAGAUCUCCGUAUUAGUGAAAGUGGUUGCAAAGUCUUCAGCAAGAUCGAUCUCAAGUCUGGCUACCACCAAAUUGAGGUUGAACCUGCAGACCAGCACAAAACUGCAUUCAAAACUCGCGAUGGGCUGUACGAGUUUACAGUUAUGCCCUUCGGUCUCACGAAUGCACCAGCCACCUUUCAAAGUCUCAUGGACAAAGUGUUUCGCAAUCAGAUCAACCGAUUUGUUGUUGUAUAUCUGGAUGACAUUCUUAUCUUCAGCAAAUCAAUGGAGGAGCACAUGAGACACCUUAAGGAAGUGAUGCAGAUCCUGAAGGACGCGAAGCUCCAUCUCAACUUGGAUAAAUCUGAGUUUGGGAGGGACAGCGUCAUCUACCUUGGACAUCGGUUGUCUGCUGCAGGCCUAGAGCCCGAGGCAACCAAGGUUGAGGUCAUCCAAAAGUGGCCCCAACCUGCGAAUGUCCGCGAGUUGCGUUCUUUUCUUGGUCUUGCGUCGUACUACCGUAAGUUUGUGCCUAAAUUUUCUAUCAUUGCCCAUCCAUUGUCUAGACUAACAAGCAAGAAUGUGUCCUACGCAUGGAAUGAAGAAUGCACGACAACCUUUGAAGCAUUGAAAGAGGCUUUGGUGAGUCAUCCAGUGCUCCGCAUUGCAGAUCCCAAGCUUACAUUCGUAGUAACUACGGAUGCGAGUUUGUAUGGGAUUGGUGCAGUGCUGCAGCAAGAUGAUGGCGAUGGUUUACGUCCGYUGGAAUACUACAGCAAAYGCAYGCCCAGCCACAWGGUAGCUGCCUCCASUUACAUGAGAGAGCUCUAUGCCUUGAGAGAGGCACUAGACCAUUGGAAACACUACCUCUUGGGUCGCCAUUUCAAAGUGUUCUCGGAUCAUGAGACUUUGAAGUGGAUUCAGACACAGAUAAACCCAUCAACUACGCUGACCCGCUGGCUGCAUGAGAUUGAUGUGUAUGAUUUCGAACUAAAACACAAUAAAGGCUGCUAUAAUCAUGUUGCGGAUGCUUUGUCUCGCCACCCUGAGUACAUGACUUGCCUAGUGGGUUCCUACGAUCUUCGCAAGGACUUACAGAAGGAACUCAUUGAGCACACUGCCAAGGAUUCGGAACUCAGUCCCAUCCUUGAGCAGAUUCGGGUUGACCCUAGUAGUCAACCUGAUUUCCAUGAAUGUAAGGGCCUUCUCUUCCGACGCUACGGUAAGCAUAACCGGUUGUGUGUACCCAACCAUGAGCCAAUCAUCACUCACUUCUUGGAUUUGGAUCAUGGCCGGAGUGGACACUUCGGUGUUGAGAAAACAUACGGGAAACUGUUGGAAAGGUUUGUGUGGCCUGGAAUGAAAAGAAUGGCACAAAGGUUUGUGGCUGAGUGUGAAGUUUGUCAGCGCAUUAAGCCGUCUCGGCAGAAGCCCUAUGGCCUGCUGCACCCUCUUCCUAUCCCUGAUGGCCCGGGUGAGUGUGUUUCCAUUGACUUCACGGACAUGGGGAAGAAGAGCAGAAACGGUUAUUCACAAGUGAUGGUGAUCGUUGAUCGGUUUUCGAAAUUUCUAAAUCUGAUUCCCUUGCCACCUCACGCCCCAACUGACCUUGUGAUCGAUGAGUUCAACAAAAGGUACGUGCUACAUUAUGGSCCCCCGAAAACUCUCGUGAGUGAUCGGGACACCAGGUUCAUAAGCGCAGACUGGAAAGAUUUCACCUGCCAGACCUAUGACAUGAAACUUAAAAUGACGUCUGGGCGACACCCCGAAGCCAAUGGACUGGCUGAGGAAAUCAACCAGACCGUGAUCCAGCUUCUGAGGGCUCUAAUUGUACCUGAUCAGAACUCUUGGGAUGAGGAGUUGUCGAUUGUGCAUAGGUUGUACAACAACUCCAUCCACUCCUCCACCGGGAUGACGCCUAACCGGCUGCAUCUUGGAUAGAAAAUCCGCAAUCCUCUAUCUUAUCUGUUUCCUGAUCAGCCACCUGGCCUAACACCUGGCCAGCCAGGCUACAGCGCCAAGUUCGA